Messenger RNA from Carassius auratus (goldfish), 540 nucleotides. Its product is annotated as mucin-5AC-like. The annotation marks the transcript as partial. The record is from RefSeq and is a predicted model, not a curated record. The transcript has 5 exons. NCBI's taxonomy places the organism in Eukaryota, Metazoa, Chordata, Actinopteri, Cypriniformes, Cyprinidae.
ACAACAGCUCCAUCAACAUUUACAACAACUGCAUCUUCUAUGAGCACAACCACAACAGAAUCAUCUACAAGUGAAAGUGAUUCAACACUGGGAACAACAUCAUUCCCAACAGAUUCGACAAUUGGAACAACUUCAUACACAACAGAAUCUAUGCCAUCUACAGCUGCAUAUUCUAUGACUACAACCACAGUAGAUUCUUCUACAAGUGAAAGUGAUUCAACAUUUGGAACAACUUCAUUCCCAACAGAUUCUAUUCCAUCUUCACCAUAUUCUACAACUGAAGGACAGACAACGUCAGAAUACACCUCAGCUACAUCAGAGAUAUCCUCAUCUAGUGUAGAACAAACAACAAGCCAGCAGGAUUCGACAAUUGGAACAACUUCAUACACAACAGAAUCUACGCCAUCUUCACCAUCGUCUACAACAAUCAGACAAACAACAGCAGAAAUCACUUCAUUUACAACGGAGACUUGCUCAUCUAAUGUAGAACAAACAACAAGGCAGCAAUUCUAUUCCAUCUUCACCAUAUUCUACAACUGA